This is a messenger RNA of Populus euphratica (Euphrates poplar), 1374 nucleotides long. RefSeq lists its product as uncharacterized. Lineage: Eukaryota; Viridiplantae; Streptophyta; Magnoliopsida; Malpighiales; Salicaceae. The record is from RefSeq and is a predicted model, not a curated record. Gene Ontology annotation, molecular function: zinc ion binding; nucleic acid binding. The transcript has 2 exons. The annotation marks the transcript as partial.
GAGGCGAAGAAAGUGAAAUUGGUAGUCAUCGAAUUCAUGGAUUAUGCACUGAUUUGUUGGGAUCAGAAUGUUACUAGUAGAAGACGGAGUGGAGAGAGGCCGGUAGCGUCGUGGGAGGAGAUGAAAGUGUUGAUGAGAAGGCGAUUUGUGCCUAACCACUAUUAUAGAGAUUUGUAUCUGAAAUUGCAGGGUUUGAAUCAGGGUUCUAGGUCCGUGGAUGAGUAUUUCAAGGAAAUGGAGAUUGCCAUGAUUCGGGCCAACGUGAUUGAGGAUCGGGAAGCUACUAUGGCUAGGUUUCUAAAUGGACUGAAUAGGGACAUUGCAAAUGUUGUAGAAUUACAACACUGUGUGGAAUUGGAAGACAUGGUCCAUAUGGCAACGAAGGUAGAGAGACAAAUAAAGAGAAGGGGCAGUACACGUUUUCAGACCAAUUCGGCUUCAUCUUCCUCAACAUGGAGGCUGAAUUUGAAAAGAGAGGGGGCUGUCCAACCAAAGCCUUAUGCAAAGGCUGAACCACCUAAGGCCAAAAAGGAUACUUAUACGGAUGGGAAAGGUAAAUCUGAAUCUCAACCUACUCGUGAUAGAGAUAUUAAAUGCUUUAAAUGUUUAGGGAAGGGGCACAUUGCAUCUCAGUGUCCAAACCGAAGAGUUAUGCUUAUAAGAGAUAAUGGGGAUGUUGAAUCUGAAAGUGAGAAAUCUGAAAGUGAAGAGAUGCCACCUUUGAUGGAUUGUAGCGAUGAGGAGAUUGCAUACCCUGUUGAGGGGGAGGCUUUGGUUAUAAGACGUGCGCUGAACAUGCAAAUCAAAGAAGAUGAUGUAGAUCAGCAACGGGAAAAUAUAUUUCACACUCGAUGUCACAUCCAAAACAAGGUAUGUAGCAUGAUAAUUGAUGGAGGUAGUUGUGCUAAUGUUGCUAGUGAUACACUUGUGAAGAAAUUGAAUCUGAGUUGUAUUAAGCAUCCUAGGCCUUAUAGAUUGCAAUGGUUGAAUGAAUGUGGUGAAGUGAGGGUUACUAAGCAGGUUUUGAUUGCGUUUGCUAUUGGGAAGUAUUCUGAUGAGAUUUUAUGUGAUGUCGUCCCGAUGCAUGCUAGUCACUUACUUUUGGGGCGUCCAUGGCAGUUUGAUCGGAAAGAGUUUGAUGAUGUAUUCCCUGAAGACAUCCCUAAUGGAUUACCACCAUUAAGGGGGAUUGAACAUCAAAUUGAUCUUGUGCCCGGAGCUUCAAUUCCUAACCGUCCAGCCUAUAGAAGCAACCCCGAGGAGACGAAGGAGCUUCAAAGGCAAGUAGAUGAGUUGAUGAUGAAGGGGUACAUUCAUGAGAGUAUGAGUCCUUGUGCUGUGCCAGUGCUACUUGUGCCUAAAAAGGAUGGAACA